This is a messenger RNA of Loa loa (African eye worm), 1512 nucleotides long. RefSeq lists its product as hypothetical. Gene Ontology annotation, cellular component: mitochondrial intermembrane space. Lineage: Eukaryota; Metazoa; Nematoda; Chromadorea; Rhabditida; Onchocercidae. Gene Ontology annotation, molecular function: protein binding. The annotation marks the transcript as partial. The transcript is spliced from 6 exons. The record is from RefSeq and is a predicted model, not a curated record.
AGAUGUUUGAGGAAGAUGUAAGCGAAGAAGAUUUCGAAAGAGAGCAGUCGGAACGUCGAGAAUAUGUCAAAAAUAUUGGUAUUGAAUACAGAUUUGGAUGCUAUGAGGAAAAACGGCCCGAAAUGUGCCAGAUGUUGGGGGAAUACAUGGAAGCGAUCGAGCUAAAUUUCAAAGCGGCAUAUAACAUAUUUAAGACGAAUUGUGAGGAAAAGGGAUUUCCAAGAAGUUGUUUUAAAUAUGCUAUGUAUCUUCUGGCUGGAAGAGGAUGUGAACGCAACCGAAAAAAGAUGAUCGAACCGCUAGAGAAGUCAUGUGAAGCUAAUAUGCCAGAAGGAUGUCGUUUUUUAUCACUAGUUCAUUGGAAUGGUGAGGAAGAUAGAAAGCCCAAUCCUGAGUUAGCUGAGAAAUAUAUGAAAAAAGCAUGUGAGCUGGAAGAUGCGGAAGCGUGUUGGUUGUUAAGCACUUGGUAUAUUGGACGUAAUGCUGAAUUUGUUACACUGGGUGUAAGAAAGGCUUAUCAGUGGAACAUGGAGUCGACAAAAUGUAAAUUGUUUCUCGAAAUUUUGAUUACUUCACUUUAUAAGCGCUGAUUACUUCAUUAUUUCACUGAUUACUUCACCUUAUAAGCGCUGAAUUUUUCAACUUAACCUGCCUUCCUAGAAGCAUAGUCCACACCUGGGAGAACUUCCGCGAAAUAUCGAUUUAGCGAUCAAAUACGGUAUCCGUGCUUGUGACUUUGGUUGCUUUCAAUCCUGUGGAAAUGUUUCCAGGUUAUAUAGCCUAGGUGAUGGAGUUGAGCAUGACCCAGUGAAAGCGAAGUUAUACUUAAACAAAGCAAAAGAAGCUUACAAACGUGCUCUAUCAGGUGAUAAGGUGGAUUUCACUGGUUAACUUCAGUUAUUUCACUGAUCUUAAUCUCUAGUAGUUUGAUUAAUUCUUAUUUGUCAUUGUUUCAUUUGCAUAGGUCCACUUCACUUCUGAGCAAGAUGUUCAAUUAUUAUGUCCCUUUAUUAUGUAAUAUGUACUAAAUGAAUGCAUCUUUCUCAUGAAUCAGAUAUCAAUAAUUGUCGAUUGUUUUAUGGUUUUUAGUAUUUCCCAAAGAUCUGUAUGUUACAUUCAUUAUGGAGAUUUCUGCUGCAUAUAAAACAAUCCCCAAUCAAAAUACUGUCUUUAUAUGUAGCGAAGAUCCGAUAAAUACCAUUGCGUUAAGUUUUUAAAGUCAGUCAUACUUAUAUUUAUCUUGAUGUAUGUUACAAAUAUGGUUAUUGUUAAUCACUAGUAAAAAUAUAACAUUGUUUUUCAUGAAGAGCAGUGGAACAAAAAGUUCUAAUCACUUUGCCAGUCGGCGAACUGAAAAGAACGUGGCUUCGUUAGCGGAACUUUGUACUUGAUCAUAAUAUUAGUGGUACUGUUUAAGAAUUGUAUCUUAAUGUUUGAUAGGAUGUCGAAUAUGAUGUUUCUUUUGAUUCAAGUCUGUCGUACUCAUUUUGAUGGAAUGAAAUUCAAAUCCAG